AUGCGGCGUUGCUCUCAUUUUUUGUUCACACAUAAAGUGCUACGUUCCGUAAUAAAACGUCGAUCGCCGAGUUAUGGAUUGUCGCUCAGUUAUCAAAGGUUACUGUCUACUUUAGUGUCUGGAAGUGAUUCUGAGAGAUGCCGUGGACCCAUAAAAUAUCCACCAAAUGUUUGUGAAAUCCAUUAUUUUUUGCAAAAUCACAAGGUGAAAGCAGUUGCUAGUGAAUCAGAAGAAUUCAAAAGAGUAGUACUCAGUAUCUGGGAUAAGAUUCUUGAAAUUGGUGAUAUCGCUUUAGUAGAAAAAUACUUAGAUGUGAGAAUCAAUUUAGGAAUGAUCUUUAAUGCGAACGAUGUGUUGGCUUGUCUUAAGAAGAGGGACAUGAGUCCUAGUGAGUGCAUUUUCGGAGCUUUCAUUCGUCAAAGUUGUGUGGCCGGAGAUAUUAAGCAGGCAAAAUCACACUUACGGUCGUUAAAGGAGUCUGGGGUCAUUCCUAGCUCACAUACGUUUUCCCAUUUUCUUCAUGGUUACGUUAAAGCUGGGUUGCCUAAUAAGUUGGUUUCUUUGCAAGAAAAGUUGUCAGUUAUCGGUUUAUGGCCAUCGAGAAUUGGGUAUGAAGGUAUCUUGUCUGCUUAUGCCGAUCUUGGGGACAAAAGUAGUUUGAUUAAAACUCUAGAUGAAGCCCUCACUGUUCUUCAGCCUGUAAAAGCCGAAAUGAAGCAAAUUAAUUCUCACGUAUUUCCUCCGUCAUUUAUUUUGGAUAUUUACAUAAAGCUCGUUUGUUCGCAAAAAGACCCCAGUGCAACAUGUCGCGAAAUAUUGAAAAAAAUGCCUCUAAUACUUGGCCCAAACACUUUUGCAUUGGAUGCAGUCAGAAUUCUCCUAGCUCGUGGACGUCCUGCAGCUGCUCUAGAAGUUUUUAAGAUGAUAGAUCCGGAGAAUAUGAAUAGCGCAUAUUUGUAUUCAUUACUUCAUUUUGCUGUUCUUGGCGGUUUGAGUGAAGAACAACUGCAACCAUUCUGGAAAAUUUCGACUCGUGAUGAUUCAUACUUUCAAAUGCUUGUCAAUAAAGAUACCGCUCAUUCAUCUAGGACUCUAUCUGAUCUUGAAUCCAUAUUAUCGAUCCACAAUGUUUCCAACCCUGUUCUACGCGCUUGUGCUUUAUUUCGUGAAAAUAUGUAUCACAAAUUGUCAUUUCGUGUUGUUGACAUUGAAAAUGUUUUCUGGAAUGCCGUUAGAAAGAAUUCGCUUAGCAAUGUGCAUCGCUCAAUCGAAGCGCUUAUUGAUCUGUUCCUGUUGACAAAAGAUUAUGAUGGUUUCAAAAUUUUCUUUCAUCGUGUUGCAUCUGAUUUACCAAAACAUGUACAUCUUUUCCUCAAUCGAAAUACGGUUAGAGAAUUCUUAACUGAGCAUACUCAAGAGAACUGGGAUUUUCUAGUGUCCGUUUUAAGAUCAAAGGUUGUUCCGGAUGGCAUUGCUUGUUACUGUAUUCGUGCAAUGGAAGACCAACGUCUUAUGUAUCCGGCACUUAAUGAUCAUGUUCAACCUUCAUGGUUUUCAGAAUUACUACUUCGUCGUUUACGUAAAUUCGACCAUUCAAAAAUAUUGAAAAAUCUUCAUUGGAUAACUAAAAGUUUCUGCAAGUCUAAUUCUGCUGAUAUUGUAUAUUCAUUACAACAAAAAGCGAUUGAACAUGGUUUUUUGUUAUUACCUGAAACAAUUAAAUCAAUAAUUAUCACACCUUAUCUUGUUCGAGGUAAUCUAUUAGAACAUCGUCAUUUAUGUUUUAGAAAUCAUGAAUGGACAAGUCACUAUCCUGUUAAUUUGAACAGUGAUGAUAAUAAAAAUGCAUUUAAACAAUUCGAUUCAAUUAUUAAAAUCUCAUCGACUUCAAGUACUGAAAAAAUAGUUGAUAGGACCGUGAAUUGGUUAGUAAAACAUAUUCCGUGUCAUUUAUUCAAAACACCAAUUGAUUCGCUGACUUUUGAUAUACCGACUUGGUUAAUUAUUUGUCAACGAUUGUUACAAGACGGUUCAGCGUUUAGUGAACCUAUUAACUGGAUGAAUUUAGCUUUGAAAUGGCUUGAACAAACAAGUAAUGAGCCUAAUUACUUGGAUUGUUUCAAAGAUUGGUUCAAGUAUGCACCAAAUAACAGUACUUCUACAGCAUUAUUGAUUGCUGGUCUUAUUCAUCCCAAGUCUCGAGAAUGGGCUUUAUCGGUUCUGUCGGAGAGAAACGAUGCAAUAUACGAUAUUAUUGUUUCUGAUUCUCUUAAUCACCUUUCUGGCGAAAAUCAAUGUUCUUUUGCACGUCAAUUAUACAGAAAUGGUUUUGACGCUCCCACUUUACAGUAUAUUAUUAGCAAAUCGCCUGAAAAUGAAUACAUAAAUGAGCUUGUUCAAUUGUCUGUAGCAAAGACUAGUUGGAUUACUCCAAUGUUAGAUUUCAUAUCGGAACACUACCCUGAUAAAAAGUUAACGUUUUAUAACAACCUAUUAACUGUGUUGAGAACAAGAUCAGAUUCUCGAGAUACCUUGAUUUUGGUUUCCAAACUUCCUCAUGAUUCAAUAUCACAGAUAGAUCCUAUUAAUAGAUGGUUCUUGAAUACAAUUUCAAAAUUGAUUAACUUUUCUAAAGUGCCUCAGAAACUAUUGUUCAGUGAUUUAAACUCUAUUUUAUCAAAUACUGGGUUAUCAUCAAAUUUAGUUUUCUAUGAUCUUUGUGCAGCGAUCAAUAGUUCGAAAUAUCAAACCCUUAUUGAAUCAUUGAAAAGUAUUAUGGAUGAAAAGACAUUGGAUAUUGUCGUAUCGUUUGUAAUAUACUUUAUACUGAUCAAUAAGGGCGUUACUGAGUUAUAUCAACUACUUCAUUUUACAUCUCAUACUCACGAAAAGAAGAUAUUAUUUCUGUUUUGUAAAUAUUCUCAACCAUUCAUAAAAUAUAAUCUAAAGUAUUGCAUCCUUUCACAAGGACAACACUAUAAUGGUGAUUCAUUAGAUUGGUUAUCAAUGUCUGGUAUGCAAUUUUUGGAAACCAAACCACUACCGAUUAAACAAAAGGAUAAUGUACCAGUGAAAACAAAUGAGGAUUGUAUGGAACUGUCACCCGAAAAAUCUAUAGCUGAUAUCGCUCAAUUUCUUGUUAAUCAACAUAAAAGUAAUGGACGUGUGGGAUAUACCGUACAAUCAAUAGGACAAUUGUGGGAUUUGCCAAGUAGAUUGAUUUUAUUGCAUCACUUUGUGAAUCUUGGAGCUGUAUCUUUAUUCAAACGUAUUUUGUGGUCUUUGCCUAAACAAGAUCGGGAAAUGUUAUACCCAUUAAAAUUUGUUGCUUAUAUAAUACAGGCUUUUUCGAGUUCUACCCUUACUGGUGGUAUGCAAAGUGCGGAAAAUGCAAAUUUUGCUAUUGAAAGACUAACAGAUUUACCAUCUAAUCAAUUAGCUACUAUUAUUUGCAGUCCACACAUGGAUACUUUGUUUCAGUGUUGGCCUACUAAACAUAUAAAAAACUUGAUUACAAUUGUAAAUAAAAUAUCCGAAAAUGGUAAUAGUUCAAUUAGUUCACAGUUAGCUGGAGUUUUAGUCAAUCGUGGAUUAUAUAGCCAGAUUGAUCAUUUGAUCAAGAUCAAUAAGCCUAUACCGCCCAUAUUUUUAGCUGGUAGUACUCGAUUUCCGCUAACGGAAUCAUCUUUCCUAUCAACAUUGGAAUUUGUGAAUACUCAUAAUCCUGAACAUAUUUCCGAAUUUUUGGAUCAUUGUAAACGUAACACAGAAAGAUAUUCUUCAGAGAAACGAAGCAAUACUUGA
Schistosoma mattheei is the source of this 3804-nucleotide messenger RNA. The record is from the annotation of a GenBank genome assembly. Lineage: Eukaryota; Metazoa; Platyhelminthes; Trematoda; Strigeidida; Schistosomatidae.